Molecule: messenger RNA, 4619 nt
Organism: Ziziphus jujuba (common jujube)
Lineage: Eukaryota; Viridiplantae; Streptophyta; Magnoliopsida; Rosales; Rhamnaceae
Product: probable LRR receptor-like serine/threonine-protein kinase At1g12460
Exons: 2
Coding region: 1140-3794 (884 amino acids)
Biological process (GO): protein phosphorylation
Molecular function (GO): ATP binding; protein kinase activity; protein binding
Source: RefSeq, a predicted model, not a curated record
UAGAAGAAAGUUUCAAUGCAAAAACCAGAAGAAAGAGAAAGAAAGAGAAAAAAAAAGAGUUGGUUACUAACCAGUAGAGACAAAGAGAGAGUUAGAGAGAGAAAGAGAGAGAGCCUUUUUUUUGGGUAAUAGAGAGAGAGAGAGAGAGAGAACUUGGCUUGUGGUUUGUUCGUCCUUCUUUACUGUUAGGGGAUAGAGAAAGAUAGUUAAUUGUCGUGGUGGUGUGGUUGGUGGGAAAGAAUAAAUGCAGUGGAAGAGAAACAGGGCCUACAUGGUGCUGAGAGACAGAGAAAGGGAAAGAGAAAAGAGAGAGAUAGCCAGAGAGACAAUGGGGUUUCUUUGUUAAUUUCAUAUCAUUGUUUUUAUAUAGAGAGAGAAAGAGCAACUCUGUGAAAUACAGAGGGGAGAGAGAGAGAGAGGGAGUAAAGAGAAAGAGUGAAAUUAACAUGCACGUGGUUCAGCUUCAGUUGGGUGGUGGUGGCAAAAUGCUUUGUAUUUGAAGGCUUUUAUAAUCUGGGUUUUUUUUUUUUUUUUUUGUUUUUUUGUUUUUUUGUUUUUGGUUCCUUUUUCUUUAAUUUUAUUAAAUUUGGCUCUCAUUGCCUCUGACCUGUUUUUCUUUGCAGUCAAGGCAGAGAAACGAAGCUAACCAUUUUUACUAUUUUUUCCCCCAUAACUCUUUGUCUACUACCUUCAUUCAUUCCUUUCACUAUCUCUCUCUAUCUCUUUCUCUCUCUCUCUCUCUCUCUUUUGCAAAGCUUGAAUCUUUUAACAAUUUUGAUUCAAUCCCAGAAAAGGAAAAAAGUUGAAAAAGGCUGUGGAUCUUUUGCUUCCAGAAGAUAUUGACAACGGGUACUUAUAUUUCUGAUUCUUUCUUUGCCGAAAAUGUGUUUAAAUUUUCAGUGUUUUCCUCAGUUCCAUUAAGUACCCAGAAGGUAGAAAAAUGUUGUUAUGCGGUCAUGAUCGCGGUGUUGUACUUUUUUUCCUGGAAAACUCAGCAAUCAAUCAGGAAAAUCUUUGCAACACUACGACCCAACUAGCGGAGGAAUUGGGAUCUACCCAGAAUCGGAUUCAACUACCAUAAUGCCAAACGGGUAACAAAAUUCCUAUUUAACCACAAACCCUUUUUUUUCUUUUCGAGCAUGAGAAAGCUCCAUUUUCUCCGUCUUUGUCAUGCUCUUCUUCUGUGCUUACUUUCUUGCUUCCUUGGAAUCCAUACGGUUUUAACUCUAACUGAGAAAGAGAUUCUGCUUCAAUUCAAAGGGAAUGUCACAAACGAUCCGUACAAUAGCUUGGGCAGGUGGGUUCCAAGUGGGAAUCCUUGCUUGGAUUACAGUGGUGUGUUCUGUAAUCCUGAAGGGUUUGUAGAGAAGAUUGUUUUAUGGAACACUAGCUUGGCUGGAGUGUUGUCUCCGGCUUUGUCGGGGUUAAAAUCUUUGAGGAUUUUGACAUUGUUUGGGAAUCAAUUCAAGGGAAAUAUCCCACAAGAUUAUGCUGGCAUUCAAACAUUGUGGAAGAUUAAUCUGAGCUCCAAUGCUUUAUCCGGGUCGAUCCCGGAGUUUAUUGGCGAUUUAUCUAACAUUAGGCUUUUGGAUUUGUCAAGGAAUGCCUUUUCUGGGAAAAUUCCAUCAGCUUUGUUUAAUCAUUGUUUGAAAACCAAGUUUGUUUCUCUGUCUCAUAACACUCUCUUCGGUUCCAUUCCUGAAUCAUUGGCCAAUUGCUCCAACCUUGAAGGGUUUGAUUUCUCAUUCAAUGAACUAAAUGGUGGCAUUCCUGCUCGAAUAUGUGAUAUUCCGAGGUUGGAUUAUGUUUCAAUGAGAAGCAAUUUAUUAUCAGGUAGUGUCGAGGAACAAUUUUCCGCAUGCCAGAGCUUGGAAGUGUUGGAUCUUAGUAGCAAUUUGUUUACUGGGUCUGCCCCUUUUCAGCUUCUUGGAUCGAAAAAUCUUACCCAUUUGAAUGUGUCAAAUAAUGGGUUUACUGGAAAGCUUCCUGAUGUGACAACUUGUAGUGAGAGAAUGGAGAUUCUUGAUGCUUCGUGGAAUGAUUUGGAAGGGGAAAUUCCUCUGAGCAUUACAAAUUGUAGACGCAUUAAGCUUUUGGAUUUUGGGUCUAACAAGCUUACGGGGACUAUUCCACCUGGGCUUGGAGAUCUAGAGAAUCUUUGGGUGAUCAAAUUAGGUAAUAAUUCAAUAACCGGGACAAUUCCUAAGGAGUUAGCUAGCAUUCAGCUGCUUCAGGUUUUGGAUUUGCACAGCCUCAACCUCGCCGGGGAAAUUCCAAGCGAUGUAAGCAAUUGCAGAUAUCUUCGAGAGCUGGAUGUUUCUGGUAAUGCUCUGGAGGGAGAGAUUUCUAAGAACCUUUACAACAUGACUAACCUUGAAAUACUGGACCUGCAUCACAACCGGUUAAAUGGAAGCAUUCCACCUACCCUUGGAAACUUGUCAAAAUUAGUUACUCUUGAUCUCUCUGAAAAUUCACUUUCUGGGCCAAUCCCUUCUUCUCUUGGAAACUUAACAAAGUUAACCCAUUUGAAUCUUUCGUUUAAUAAUCUCUCAGGGACUAUUCCUACAAAUAUCCAGAAUUAUGGUGCAUUAGCGUUUUCUGACAACCCAUUGCUCUGUGGUUCUCCUUUGGACAAGUCAUGCUCAGCAAGUGGCAAUAAUACAAAUUCCGGGUCAAAAAAAACCAAGCAACUUACUGUAUCUGCCAUUGUUGCAAUUGUUGCUGCUGCAGUGAUCUUUACAGGGGUGUGUCUGGUUUCCAUUAUAAACAUUAUGGCCCGGCGGAAGAAGAAAGACAAUCAGACAAUGUUUGUUGAGAGCACACCUCUCGGUUCAACUGAGUUGAAUGGUAUAAUUGGGAAAUUGGUUCUUUUCAGCAAAAGUUUACCAUCAAAGUAUGAAGACUGGGAGUCUGGCACAAAAGCUUUGCUCGAUAAGGAAUGUCUAAUAGGUGGUGGAUCCAUUGGUACGGUCUACAGAACUACUUUUGAAGGUGGAGUCUCAAUUGCAGUGAAAAAACUCGAGACUCUGGGAAGAAUCAGAAACCAAGAUGAGUUUGAGCAUGAAAUUGGACGGCUAGGCAAUCUUCACCAUCCCAAUUUGGUAGCUUUUCAAGGAUACUAUUGGUCCUCAACAAUGCAGUUGAUAUUAUCUGAAUUUAUCACAAAUGGGAAUUUGUAUGACAACCUGCAUGGUCUUCACUAUCCAGGCACCAGCACCGGCGGUGGCAAUAGUGAAUUGUAUUGGUCUAGGAGGUUUAAGAUUGCUCUUGGAACAGCAAGAGCCCUUGCCUACCUUCACCAUGACUGCAGACCUCCAAUUCUCCAUCUGAACAUUAAAUCAACUAACAUUCUGUUAGAUGAGAAUUUCGAGGGAAAGUUGUCUGAUUAUGGGUUGGGAAAAUUGCUUCCUAUCUUGGACAAUUAUGGUUUAACCAAAUUCCACACUGCUGUAGGCUAUGUUGCACCAGAGUUGGCUCAAAGUUUGAGAUUGAGUGAUAAAUGCGAUGUCUAUAGCUUCGGAGUAAUUCUUCUAGAGCUAGUCACUGGUAGGAAACCAGUUGAGAGUCCAGCAGCAAAUGAGGUUGUAAUUUUGUGUGAAUAUGUAAGGGGAUUAUUGGAGAGUGGUUCUGCUUCAGAUUGCUUUGAUAGAAGCUUGCGUGGUUUCGUAGAGAACGAACUGAUUCAGGUCAUGAAGUUGGGGCUGAUUUGCACGUCCGAGGUUCCUUCAAGAAGACCAAGCAUGGCUGAGGUUGUUCAGGUUCUUGAGUCCAUUAGAAAUGGAUCAGAAUCAUAGUAAUCAAAAUGAAAAUCAACUAGUCAAAUUCUUUACCUCAGAGUUGGAGUAAUAAUGCAGCUUAUCAGAGCAGCGGUCACUGAUAGUUUUUUAGCCUGAUCAGAUUUUAAGCCACUUCAUGGAGAGGGUAAAAAAGCUUCAAUUUACAUAGGAACACAGAAAAUUCUUUUGCAUUCAAUUGGGGUUAUUAUACUCGAUUGUUGUUAAUAUUUGUAAUUCUUGUAAUAAAAAAACCCAUUUGUUUAUUGCAUCUUAUUCUUAGUAGAAUAAAUUUUUUUUCCCGGUUUCGUUUAUAAGCAGGUGAGAGGAGAGAGAGGAAAAUAGAAGGGCUGCAAGUCAGAGAACCUCAGCAACAUUGUAAACAAAACCAGUAAUUUGCAAAAAUUAUGUUACAUUUUCUGGUUACCAUUUGAAAGUCCUUCCAAUGGGAGAUGGUUUCUUGGGGUUUUGAAUAGUUGAAUCUGUGUCCUGGUAGUGGGAGAAAAAUAUGUAAAAUCUCACUGUUCAACACUUUUGUUGUCGGUUCAAAGUGAAUGGUGAAGAAUCUUCAGCCUUCCACUGGUGAUUUUGUGCAACCAAACCCAGACACAAUUAUCAGAACAAAAUCUCUUUUUAUGGUGUUAAAGUGUUUGUGGUGGGGCAAUUGGUGAUGAUACUUUUAUAUAAGAUGACUUGAAACUGAAAGCCAUGGGUCAAAUCAACCUUGGGAUAUUCAUAGAAUUAAUCAGGAUAGCCAUCGAUUGCUUUCAGCCACGUUUAAAGUAGUAAAUAGGAUUACAGAUUCUUUUAAUAGGAGGCAGUCAAAGAAAUUUAUUAUUGUUAUUA